AUGAAGACAAUAGAUUUUAGUGGUGAUAAUGGGAUAGGAACUAAUUUUAAAAUUGCCUUACAUGCUAAUCUAAUAUUUGCAUCUUUAGGUGAAAGAGGAUGUAUGGUAGUUGAUGGAUAAAAUUACACUAAAAUAUAUGAAUAUAAAAGCAAUUAAUUUCUAAGCGCUAUUGGAGUGACAUCAGAUGCAAAAUAUGUUUUUUUAAGCUAAAAUAACUCUCUUGCAAUGUUUGAAUUUGUUAAUAAAAAAGAAUUUGUAUUUUAAUCAUCCGCAUCAUUUAAUAAUUGUGUUAUUUUAGAUAUUAUUGUCAGCUCUAAUAAUAGAUUUGCAUUUAUUGCAGGCGAAAAAGGUAUUUUAGCUGUUUAUAAUAUUGCUGAUCCAUCAAGGAUUUUUAGGGUUGCUGAGUUGUAAACUGCUGCAACAUUGAUAAAUCGAAUAAAUUUUUCAAAAGAUGAAAAAUUCUUGUUUUUAGGAAAUAAUGAGCUUGGUUUUAAUUUAAUAAAACUAGAUUUUAAUUAAUUAAAUGGGUAGGAAAACUCAGUUAUUUUAAAACUAGUUGGUAAUGCAAUACCUUACUGGAAAAUAUUUCAAUGCAUUCCAACAUAAGACUUGAAGUAUGUUUAUUGCACUGAUUACUGGUAUGGAGUUUACAUUGCAACAUUAGAUGAUAUUAUUAACUAACCAGAAUCUAAUUAUCCUGUUUAAAUCCAUUUUAAGCUUAGGUCAUGGCCUCUAAAUUCUAUAAACCCUUUAGUUUUUUCAAUUGAGCUAUUUAAUGAUGACCAAUAUUUGCUUGUUUCUGUUAGAUCUUUAGGUAUUUUCAUAUUCGAUAUAAGAGAUAGAGAAAAUUUAAUCCUUUAUCAGAAAAUAUAUGUUCCUGGCUAACCAGUUUAAUUGAGUAUUUCCCCUAUUGAUGGCAAUAUUAUAUAUGCCAACAAAAUUCAACUUAACAUUUACAAGCAGACUGUUCCAAACUUGAAUAACAGAAAUCCGAAUUUGUUUAACAAUCAUCAGUCAAUGAUUGUUUAAUAUUAUCCUUAGGUUUUUUACAGAUGGCGUUGCUAUUUAAGUAGAGAUAAUUAAUACUAUUAUGGGACUUAAGAUUUUAUGGGAUUAGUUAUUGCACAUAUUCCUAAUAGUAACCCUUACAAUAUUUAAUUCAAGUUAUUAAUACCUGCUAUUCCUCCGAAUUUUACUGAGGCCACAACUGUGACUAAAAAUAAGAAAUUUAUUUUUUAGGCUGUUUAAGAAAAUGGGUGUACUUUAAAAAUUCAUGAUAUUUCAGAUUUAAAUAAUGUAAAGAUUGUUUAGUGUCUUACUAUAAAUGAGCCUACAUAGCAUGCAGAAGAAUAAGCAAUAUCAGAUGAUGAGACCAUCCUUGUUUUAAGUUAUGAUGAUGGGAUUCUUAUUAUUGAUGUUAGCAUUCCAUCUUAAGCUGAAAUACUUUCAUAUUGGAAAAUGGAGGGAUUGAUGAUAGGAAACCUGGCUGGAGUUAUGAUCACGAAGGACAAAAAAUGGGUUUUAGGUACAGCGAGAGGUUAUGGCGUUUGUGCUUUAAACAUAGAAGACCCCAAAAACCCUAUAUAUACAGACUCAAUAAAUACUUAAGGAGGUGAAGGAAUCAAAGCUUCUCCUUACAAUCACACUCUAGCCUAUUUACUAGAUGGAUAUAGAGGAGUGGCUGUGAUAGACUUGUCUUACUUGCCGAAUUUGAAAAUCAUAAGCAGAAUCUAACUCAGAGGUUGGACAAAUGAUUUAACUGUUUUCACAAACGAUCAAUUUUUAUUAGUCUCUACUAUGGAUGACGGAUAGUUAACAUUGAUCAACUCCUCUAAUCCAAAAAAUUUAUAUAUAAUAAGUAUGUUUUAAUAAGGAGAUGAGAGCUCAUAGUCUUCUUGCUUUACUUCAGAUUUCAAGUAUGCUUUUAUAAAUAACGAAUUUGGUACAAGAAUUAUGCCUUUAACAAGUUAAAUUAUCCUUCAUACUUAAAUUAGUUAGUCUAUUUUCAAUGAAGAUAAUUUGGUUUCUUCAUAAGUUAGCCUUGGUUCAGAAGAUAUUUUGUAUGUUGGAUAAAAUAUAAUAUUUGAUUUUAUUCCUAUCUAUUAAAAGGAAGGAAUGGUUAUAUCAAAAAUAUUGUACUAUGAUUAAAGUACUCUUGAGUUACAAGAGUUGCCCUCUUGGAUAAAUGUUUUUAACAACAAUUUCAGCAUAAAAUUUUAAGUCUCUAAGGAAAGCCUUAGAUCUAAUGUUUUACAACCAGUUUAAAAUACUAUUCUAGUAAAAUCAGCUUUGUAGCUAAAUGCCAACAGUUUUAUUUAUAAUUAAGAUGGCUUCUAGACUAAUAUAACCUUAGCUGACAAAAUAUUUAAAAUUGUAAGUGAUAAAUUUCACUUUUUAGAUGAAAAUGGUUUUGUUACAGAUAUAUUUUGCUAUAAUUCAAAUAUUACAUUAACAGAUUUAAAUUUAUAAGACUCAAAUCUGCUUGAAUUCAUUUAAAAGUAGGUAAAAAUCACACUCUAAUUUGCUGUAUUUUUCAAUCCAGUAGUAUUUUUAACACAAAACUCAUUGCUUUUUGAUUAAGACAACAAAAUAUAAAUGAUUAAAACUCCCUCUCAAAAUUUAAAGAUAUCAAUAUCAUUUAUAAACAACUAAGGGAAUAACUGUGUUUUUGUGAAUAUCCCUUAUAGUGGUUGUAUAUAAGAAUUAAGUUCUGAUUAAUCAACUAUUUAAAUAUCAGGUUCUACUUUAAAUAUUAACAAUGUACUUUUUCAUCAAGUGAUAUACCAUUGUAAAUAUCAUGAAAAUAAUAUUUAUAAUAAUUAGAUAGGUUUUUAAAUUGUAGAUAAUUUAAAUUACGACUAUAUUAACUAAUUUAAUGUUACAAAAUCUACUUUCUUGAAGUAGCUUAAAGAUAUUUCAAUUAAUACAAAAAUGCCAUCAUUGUAGCAAUAAUUUGAAAAUAAAUAUUAAAAUUCUGAAAUUCCUAUUGAGACUGAUAUUAAUUUUUCAUUUGAAAACAGCUACUUCAUAUAACCUUAGUCAAAUUUCUUGCCAAUAACUUAUUCCUUAUAUUAUUAUGACAGUACUAAUGAUAAUUAUACUUUGGUUAACUCUAAUUAUUGGAUAAAAUUAGAAGCCACUUAACUUAAAUUUUAUGGAUUUGCAUCAUCUAAUAUGUUUUAAACUGUUUAAUAAUUAAAAAUUGUAGCUUCAAAUGGUUAUGUUGAAUGUAGCGAUUUUCUAAAAAUUAACAUUAAUUUAGUAUCCUUUCUUUAUACCUUAAAUAUAAUUUUAAGAGCUUUUGGCAUUAUUAUAGGAUUUUUUGGAUUAUAUAAAUUUAAGAGCUUUAUAUGCAAUACAUUAAUUAACGAUAAAGUUUUAUAUUCAGAUGAAACUGCAGUAAUUAAUCAGCCUUUUUUCAAAUAAAUAACAAUUAUUGGCGAUGACUUUGAAAUAGCCAAGUUACUUUUUAAUCAAUUUAAGAGAAAAUUUUUCAAAGGAAAAAUUUAAUUUGUAAAUAGACCCUGUAGGGAAAAUAUUAAAACAACUCAAGAAUCCCAAAACAGUUAUCCAAACUAAGAUGCAAUAAGAUAAAGCUAAUUAUCUAAUAAUAACAACAAUAAUAAUACUAACAAUAUUAGCAGCUUUAAUAAUAAUAUCAAUAGUAAUAAUGCAGUAAGAUAACAAUAAUAGAAUAUCAUUAGCAAAACUUCAAAUGACGAUAAUGAGAUUAAUUAAGAAUAAACUCAAAAGGGAAUAUUCUAUAAAUUCGCUGAAACCUAUUCUGGAUAAUAAGAAUAGUGUAUUUUAUAAUUGCAUGAAAUCGAUAGUUUGUCGAUAUUUAAUUUCAUAAGACACUAAGACUUUAAAACUAUAUAAAUAUUUAAAAGAAUAUGCUAAAGUUUAUUCUAAAUUUUCUCCAAAUGAUUGGUAUAAAUACUACUUUGAUUUAGCAUACUACUCAUCAUCAUCCUUUAACAAAAUUUCCACUUUAGCAAAUUUAAAUAUUUAAGAAAACAAAUAACAGUAAGAUUGUAAUGAUAAUAAUCCAUAAUAAAACAAGAAACAUAUUUAAGAAGCUGAAGAAGAUGAUAUUUUUAAAAAUCCUCUCCCAAUUCUUAAAAUAACAAAAAAGGAAUAGACUAAAUUAUAGAAAAAGAUAUAAAUCCAUACCUCUUGAAAAAUGUAUUGCUAUCAGACGCAAUGGGAUUAUAAGAUUUAAAAAUGAAGAGCUUACUGCCUUCAUUAGGAGAGUCAAUACAUUGUUUUCCUCACUAAGUUAAAACAAUCUAAGCUUCUUAUCUGAUUCCUUCAUAAAAUUACUGUUUUUAAAGAAAAAAUUAUAAAAACUAUUAACCUUUUUCUCUUGAGACGAAGCUACCCAAAUGGCUGAAUGUAAAAUGUAUUAAGAAUGCUCUAGUAUUGUUUGGAACUCCAAAACUUUCUGAUGAAAAAGUGAUACUCGUUAAAAUCAUUAAUCAAUCUAACAUAAUAAUUAGAAAAUUUAGAAUAUGUCUGCUUGAAGAAAUAAACAAUUCUUUUACUAAAUUAGAUAAAGUUAAAAAGUAAACUUUAGUACAACCUGUAUAUGCAAGCUACUUUCAUGAAAUAAAAAAAUCUCUCAAAGAAAUAGAUGCUGAAUAUGAAGAAAAAACAUAAAACGAUUUUUCUGAAAAAAACUCAGAAAUUGAACCUUAAUAAGCACAAGAUGUUGAUGUUCCUAAUAAGAUUGGAUGCUAACUUUUUUAAAGAAAUUUCUAUUCUGAUUAAUUAAUUCAAAAUAAAAUAGAAGAAAAUGAUAUUAAAUUCAAGCAAUUAGCUUAAUCUUUUUUUCUCCCGACUGAUCCAGACUAAAAAAUUGAAUUUUAAAAUAUUGAAAAGGAAGUUAAUUAGAAGUUACCAACAAAGCAAUUUUUAGACUUUAUUUAAACUGAAGUUUUACAAGCAAGCUAAGCAAUCGAUCCAAUUCAUAGCUUUUAGCCAAAAGUAUUAGAGUUAAAUAACUCUGAUUACAUAUAAGAUUGUUCUUAACUUGCAUUUAAGCAAAACUCUUAAACAAAUUAAUAAAAUUUAAAUUUUACUGAUGGUAUACCGUCCGAAAAAUAACUUCCAUCCUUUCAUUUUUGAUUUAAAUUAGUUUCAUAUAAAUUUAUAAAGAGUUGUUGUUUAUAUGUUUUUAUAUAUCUAAUUACGUAAA
This is a messenger RNA of Tetrahymena thermophila SB210, 5197 nucleotides long. Its product is annotated as transmembrane protein, putative. NCBI's taxonomy places the organism in Eukaryota, Ciliophora, Oligohymenophorea, Hymenostomatida, Tetrahymenidae. The transcript is spliced from 5 exons. The record is from RefSeq and is a predicted model, not a curated record.